Messenger RNA from Debaryomyces hansenii CBS767, 1269 nucleotides. RefSeq names its product nicotinate phosphoribosyltransferase (gene NPT1). Gene Ontology annotation, biological process: NAD+ biosynthetic process. The coding region runs from base 1 to 1269 and encodes 422 amino acids. Gene Ontology annotation, molecular function: nicotinate phosphoribosyltransferase activity. Lineage: Eukaryota; Fungi; Ascomycota; Pichiomycetes; Serinales; Debaryomycetaceae. The transcript has a single exon. The record is from RefSeq and is a predicted model, not a curated record.
AUGACGACAGACAUUCCAAUUAUUACAUCCAUAUUGGAUACUGACUUGUACAAGUUGACGAUGCAUGCUGCAGUUGUCAAGCAUUUCCCGAACAUACCCGUUGUAUAUAGAUAUACAAAUAGGACACCAUCGAUGGUAUUAAACAAAGAAGCAAUCGAUUGGUUAAAGUAUCAAAUUUCCAAGCUAAGUGACUUAAGGGUCAGUUCAGAAGAACUUGAAUAUUUGCGGAAAGCAUUGCCACAAAUGCCGGAGGUUUACUUGAAAUAUUUGGAAACUUUCCAGCUCUUUCCCGACAAACAAAUCAAAUACUUCAAUGACGAGAGCAAUUUUGAAGAAUUUGAAAUUGAAAUGAAAGGCAAAUGGGAUGAAACCAUGUUAUAUGAAAUCCCUUUGUUGGCGUUAAUAUCAGAAGCUUAUUUUAAAUUUGUUGAUACUGAUUGGAACUACGAUGGUCAAGCAGAACGUGCCGAAGACAAAUGUGCACAAUUAUUUAAGAACGAAUGCACUUUUAGUGAAUUUGGAACUAGACGGAGGAGAUCAUUCAAGACGCAAGAUCUAGUAGUGAAGAAUUUAUGUGAUUUUGCUGGAAAGAAUCCAGAUAAGAAGCACUUUUUAGGAACAUCAAAUGUAUUAUUGGCAAAAAAAUACAAUACAACACCUAUAGGAACAGUUGCACACGAAUGGUUUAUGGGUAUUGCCUCGAUUACGCAGGACUAUACAAAUGCUAAUAAACUUGCCAUGGACUACUGGUUAGAUACAUUUGGUCCUGAACAUGCUGGUUUGGCUUUAACAGAUACAUUUGGAACAGAUGCGUACUUAAAAGUAUUUACCAAGCCUUACACUGAUUAUUAUACUGGCGUAAGACAAGAUUCAGGCGAUCCUGAACUGUUCGCUGAAAAAUUAGCAGAUCAUUACAAGAAGCAAGGGUAUCCGGAUUUUAGUAAAAUAAUAUGCUUUAGCGAUUCCUUAAACGUUGAGAAGUGUUUAAAAUAUAAACAAAAAGUUAAUAGUUUGGGAUUGAUCGCUUCUUUUGGUAUUGGAACGUUUUUCACAAAUGACUUUGCGUCUGUGUCUGAUCCCUCUACUAAGUCUGUUCCGCUUAAUAUUGUCAUUAAAUUGAAAGAAGCCAACGGUAACCCUUCGAUCAAAAUUAGCGAUAAUCUUGGUAAAAAUAUGGGUGAUCCGGCAGUAGUCUCGAGAGUGAAAAAAGAACUCAAUUAUGAAGAACAUUCUUGGGCUGAGGGAGAUGAAGAGAAGAGAUGGGAUUAG